This is a messenger RNA of Vanessa atalanta (red admiral), 498 nucleotides long. RefSeq lists its product as uncharacterized. Bases 59 to 424 code for a protein of 121 amino acids. NCBI's taxonomy places the organism in Eukaryota, Metazoa, Arthropoda, Insecta, Lepidoptera, Nymphalidae. The transcript is spliced from 4 exons. The record is from RefSeq and is a predicted model, not a curated record.
AUUUGAAACAAUUUAUUUUGAUACUGAUAUUCAACCAUACAAUUUAAAAUAAACAAUAAUGGAAGCAAAAAUCUUAGUGUUGAUGUUGGCGGCACUCGUAUCCGUCUUGUGCAAGCCGUUGGACAUUGAUCAAAGCGAAACUGCAAUAGAGAACAAUCCUGUACACAAAUUGAUCAAGAGGUUCAUUAACCCAUCUUUGACUAUUGGAAGUUUUUCUGGAGCUGACAUUUCAAAAAUUAGAACCAAGAGAGGAUCCGAGGACGAAUGUGAAAAGCUGAAUCUCUGUUUACUCCACGCACGAUCCAAUACAAACUUCUUUGCAGCAUUCGAACUGUACUUCGUAAAUAAAGAGAAUGCUCGUCUAUGGGAUCAUCACGCACGAACACUUUCAGAGUGUCAUCAGCGUUACAGCUGUUACAGAUAAACAAUAUUUUUAGCUUAGUAAAAAUACUUAUUUAUUUCGUAGUAUAAUGAUAGUAAUAUAAAAUAUAUUAAGAA